Molecule: messenger RNA, 4584 nt
Organism: Pimephales promelas (fathead minnow)
Lineage: Eukaryota; Metazoa; Chordata; Actinopteri; Cypriniformes; Leuciscidae
Gene: dhtkd1
Product: dehydrogenase E1 and transketolase domain containing 1
Molecular function (GO): thiamine pyrophosphate binding; oxidoreductase activity, acting on the aldehyde or oxo group of donors, disulfide as acceptor
Source: RefSeq, a predicted model, not a curated record
AAUUCGACACCGCUAUCGGUUAUUAUGGCCGCGCUCUAGGAUGCGUGGCUCAUUGGGGGAACUUUGUGUAGUCCGUUAACGGAGUCUAUUUUAUUUAUUUCUACCAUUUCAGCGGGUAUAAUGCUUAUACACCUCCAUCGACUUUUGCACCGGUCUUUCGGUGCCAGGCGGCCGUUUCUAGCGAGUUUAUACCACACACAGCGGGGAGUGUACGGUUUCAGACCGAGGGAGACUCCGGAGAGAAACGAUGGGUUUCCGCAGAUCUCAGCGCUUAACCAAGAUCACGGACUGGCGAGAUUGGUGGAGGCCUAUCGAGCACAUGGGCAUAAAGUAGCUAAAAUUAACCCUUUACUUCCCCAAACUCCUGUGCUGGACAGUGUGCUGGAGAUCAGUCUGCUGAAUGGAGCUGUUCAUGGAGUCCUCAACACUACUGGAUUGCGCCAUUUUGGGAAAGCCGAGGCGACGGCUGAAGAGGUCAUGGCCUACCUGGGGAGAACGUACUGUGGGGGAAUCUCAGUGGAAACCGCUCAGCUCCAGACCUUACAGGAAAGAGAAUGGUUCGCUGACCGAUUUGAAGAGCUCAAGAAAGAGGUGUUUUCGCCGGAGGAGAAGAGACAGCUGGCUAAACUAAUGCUUGAAUCACAGGAAUUUGACCACUUUUUAGCCACUAAGUUUGCCACUGUGAAACGAUAUGGAGGUGAGGGAGCAGAGAGCAUGAUGGGCUUUUUCUAUGAGCUAUUCCGCUCUGCGGCGUACAGCGGAGUGACAGACGUGGUCAUGGGAAUGCCUCACCGUGGACGUCUCAACCUGCUCACCGGACUACUGCAGUUCCCCCCAGAGCUCAUGUUCCGUAAGAUGAGGGGUCUCAGCGAGUUUCCGGAGAACUCUCCGUCUAUUGGAGAUGUCCUGUCCCAUUUAACCUCCUCAGUGGAGCUGGACUUUGGGGCGGGACAACCUCUCCAUGUCACUAUGCUGCCCAACCCCUCUCACCUGGAGGCCAUCAACCCCGUGGCGCAAGGAAAGACUCGUGGCCGUCAGCAAGUCAAACAGGACGGCGAUUACUCCACCGACCCUCAUUCUCGGCCAGGAGACAAAGUCAUCUGCCUGCAGGUUCAUGGAGAUGCUUCGUUUUCAGGCCAAGGCAUAGUACCGGAGACCUUCACCCUGUCAAAUCUCCCCCAUUUUAGAGUAGGUGGAAGCAUCCAUCUCAUCGUGAACAAUCAAGUGGGCUACACCACUCCCUCUGAGAGGGGGCGAUCAUCUCUGUACUGCAGUGAUGUUGGUAAAAUGGUGAAUUGUGCUAUAAUCCAUGUGAAUGGCGACGAUGCCGAGGAUGUCCUCAGAGCGACCCGGCUGGCCGUGGAGUACCAGCGACGCUUCAGAAAAGACGUUAUCGUGGACCUUCUUUGUUACCGUCAGUGGGGGCACAAUGAGCUGGACGAGCCCUUUUUCACAAACCCUGCAAUGUAUACAAUUAUUCGGGCGAGAAAAAGUAUCCCCGAUUCAUAUGCCGACCAGCUAGUCUCGGAGGGCCUGAUGACGGAGGAAGAGCGCGGUCAGAUCAAGACCACCUGCUAUGCUAUGCUCAACGACCGGCUGAACAACAUGACCCUCUACAGCCCCCCGCCCACUAACCUCCAGGGGCGCUGGGGAGACCUGGUGGAGCCCCAGAACAGAGUCUCGAUGUGGGACACUGGUGUAGCGCUGCCUCUGCUGCAGUUCGUAGGCGCCAAAUCAGUGGACAUACCUGAGGAGAUUCAAGUGCACAGUCACCUGAGAAAGACACAUGUGCAGGCUCGACUGCAGAAACUGGAAGAGGGCUUAAAAUUGGACUGGUCCACCGCAGAAGCUUUAGCGUUUGGCACAAUGCUCUGCCAGGGAUUCCAUAUCCGUAUCAGUGGUCAAGAUGUUGGCCGUGGUACGUUCAGUCAGCGUCACGCUAUGGUUGUGUGUCAGGAGACCAACGACAUGUAUAUCCCCCUCAAUCACAUCAGCUCCGAACAGAAAGCCAACAUAGAGGUGUGUAACAGUGCUCUUUCUGAAGAAGCUGUUCUGGGUUUUGAGUAUGGAAUGAGUAUUGCUCAACCUAGGCUGCUGCCCAUCUGGGAGGCUCAGUUUGGAGAUUUUUUCAACGGCGCCCAGAUUAUAUUUGACACUUUCCUCUCUGGAGGUGAGGCUAAAUGGCUCCUGCAGAGUGGAUUGGUCAUCUUACUGCCACACGGGUACGAUGGAGCCGGACCGGAGCAUUCAUCAUGCCGAAUCGAGCGUUUCUUACAGCUCUGUGACAGUAAAGAGGAAGGUGUGGACGGGGACACGGUGAACAUGGGAGUGGUGAAUCCAACCCUGCCAGCUCAGUACUUCCACCUUUUGAGGAGACAAAUGAUUAGAAACUUCCGGAAACCAUUGAUCGUGGCUUCACCUAAAACUCUGCUGCGCUUUUCGGGGGCAGUGUCAAGCUUGGCUGAUAUGGGACCAGGAACUUCCUUUAAAACUGUCAUCGGUGAUGCUUCUGUAAACCCUGCAAGUGUGCAGCGUGUUCUGUUUUGCUCAGGUAAACAUUACUACGCCCUGCUGAAACACAGAGAGACGUUACCAGAGGCAGUAAAAAACACAGCGCUGAUCCGGGUCGAGGAACUGUGUCCUUUCCCCACGGAAGCCCUACAACAGGAACUAAAUAAAUACAAAAACGCCAAAGAGUUCAUCUGGAGUCAAGAGGAGCCGCAGAACAUGGGAUGCUGGUCAUUUGUAUCACCAAGAUUUGAGAAACAGUUAGCCUGCAAGUUGAGGUUUGUGGGCAGGCCUGCAUUACCCGCUCCUGCUGUGGGCAUUGGUACUCUCCACCAUCAGCAGCAAGAAGCCAUCCUGACCUCGUCUUUCUCCUGAAACCACAGAACUAUAAACAUGCUGAGCAUCUGUUAUUACAGCGAACAAGCUGUGACUGGUGCACUGACAACAAAAGCCAAGCUCUGUUUGUAGCCUGAGCGCUAAACGGGCAUAUUGCAGGUUGACUAAUUCAGCGAUUCCCAAACUGUGGUCCGUGAGGGUACUGCAGGUGGUCCGUGAAAAGGCAAAAUAAAAUAUAAAAUAUUUAACCAAGAAAUUCCCAUUAAAAAAGUAAAAAGAAUAUGUAGGCCUAUAUUUAUAUAAAAUGUAAACUAAAUUGUCAAGCUAUUGUGUGAUUACUAAAAACAGGCUAGUGGCGCUCGGCCGUGACUUUCAAGCUCCGUGUCGUCAGAACCACAACACCGGAUCGGUGGAUAGCAACAGGUUAGGUGAGCAUUUAUUUAGUUGUUUGUUUUUAAUAUAGGUCUAUAUUAGACAGACGAUACAAAGAGGAAGGGAAAUAUGUGGAGGGUGACAAAGGAGGAUAUUACGUUCAUAUCGGACUGGCAAAUAGACUCCAAUGGCUUUUCCUUUUGACAACUUUAUUUUUAACCUGGAAUAAUGUUAGGCCUACUGUGUUUUCUUUUAAAUGUGUAACGUUAUAGGGCAGAGGCAAAUAUGUUCUCAAUAUCAAAUCACAUGGAUAGCCUUUAUAGGCAGUUUAGGCCUAUAUGAAACGAAAUGUUUAUAAAUGGAAUGAAUAAGGCCUGUUAUUAUUUUAAUUUCCGGUUAACAUUAGUCUCUUGAUCUCGUUUUUCUGAAAUGUUUUGCGGAUGUGCUGUUAAGUGGACAAACUCAAGUCUACUUUUUGAGGACUUGUAGAACUCUGAAGAUUAACAUUAAUAAUUCCCUAAAAUCGCUAAAGGUUUUUUUGAUAUGCUGACUAUAUCCAAGUGUUCUUAUUACUAUAUAGAUUUCAUACUCCAUUGCUGUGGAAAUAAGCCUGUUGUUCAAAUGAACCUGAUUAUGAUAUGUAAUAUAUACUAUAAUGUUAUAUCAUAAUAUGUGUAUUAUGAGGUGUUCCGUGAAAAUUAUUGAUUACAAAUAGUGGUCCACACACACACACAAAGUUUGAAAACCCAUGGACUAAUUUAUCCCUUGGUUAUAACUUGGGUAUAAGGGAACAUCUGUUCUUGUCGGCUUCCCAAUCAGUUGAUCAUUUCUACACCUUUUAAAAGUAUCAGUGAUAUUUCCUCUCUGUUGGCACAGGAAGUUUGUAAUUUUAUCAAUGAAAUGUCGAAAAUUGACUAAGUUCUGUAUACAUUAGUGUUGUUGUGUACAGUUUUUCAAAGCACUUUUAAAUUAGAUUUAAUAUUCUAACCGGAGUCAGAAGACUGUGUGGAGGCAAGUAAUCGUUGUAGCAUUGAAAUGUAAAUUGUCACGAUCAAAACAUUGGCUCAUUCAAUGUUGUGUGCGUCUGAAUUAAGGGCAAUUGAUUAUUACCAGAUGAAUGUAGAACCUGUGCAGAAUAACAGAAUCUAUUGGUGUAUGUUUACAUUAAAAGUAUUAAUCUUAAAACGAUACCUCUGUCUAUUUACGUUGCUAUCGUUGUUUUUUUAACAUACCCAUCCAAACACUGUUUAUAAUGAUAAAUUAUACAAGUUGUUUUCAAUAAUGAUAUUGUUCUUGUGGAUGAAACUGAAUUUGUACUGAAAUGCUUAAUCUGGAGAUAAAAAAAUAAAAGAAAAAAUUUAAUUAUUG